Molecule: messenger RNA, 2306 nt
Organism: Scomber japonicus (chub mackerel)
Lineage: Eukaryota; Metazoa; Chordata; Actinopteri; Scombriformes; Scombridae
Gene: kcnk6
Product: potassium channel, subfamily K, member 6
Exons: 3
Coding region: 68-1027 (319 amino acids)
Biological process (GO): potassium ion transmembrane transport; stabilization of membrane potential
Cellular component (GO): membrane
Molecular function (GO): potassium ion leak channel activity
Source: RefSeq, a predicted model, not a curated record
UAACACAAGCAGAGGGGACGCUCUGGGUAACCGCUCCACUGAUGUUUAUCCAGGUGUGAAAGCAGUCAUGCAUUCUGCGAGCAAGUCGUGGCUGCUGCUUACAGGCUUCAUACUAUUUUAUAUCAUCUACCUGCUGUUCGGAGCCUUGGUUUUCUCCAGCAUCGAGCGGCCGGUGGAGGACAAGUUGCGACAUGAAAUGGAAACUCUGAAGCAGGAGUUUCUGAACCAGAGCUGCGUCAACCCCGCGUCCCUCGAACGCUUUCUGGUCAAGGUGCUGACGGCCAACAAGUACGGCGUGUCCGUCCUCAAAAACUCCUCCGUGGCUUCAAACUGGGACUUGGCAUCCUCCAUGUUCUUUGCAAACACUCUAGUGACUACUGUUGGUUAUGGUCACACCACACCUUUGUCUGACACGGGCAAAACUUUCUCCAUCCUCUACGCCCUAAUAGGAGUCCCUUUCACCAUGCUGGUACUGACCGCCUGCGUCCAGAGGAUCAUGUUCCCUCUGGUCCACGCUCCUGUCGGCGUCCUACAGCGUUCGGGCAUGGAGCCUCGACCGGCCACCGCUGUCCACUUCCUGUUGUUGCUGGUUCUGGUGGUGCUGUGCUUCUUUGUGGCGCCAGCAGCUGUUUUUAGCACAGUGGAAGUGUCUUGGUCAUUCUUGGAUGGCAUGUACUUUUGUUUCAUCUCGCUGUGCACAAUUGGACUGGGGGACUUUGUGCCAGGUACGCAGCCUGGACAAAAGUACAGGUCGCUGUACCAGGUCUCCGUCAUGGCCUACCUGUUCAUGGGUCUGAUGAUGAUGUACCUCCUGCUGCGCUCUUUCCACAAGAUGGCCGACCUGCACGGCCUGACCACAUUCCUGCAGCUGCCGCGCUGCGAGGAGUCUGACCUGGACGAGGACAGGGAGCCCAUUGUGGAGAACCAACAGGAAGAACAGACGCGCCCUUACCUGACGGAAAAAGCUGCCAGCAAACCUCUGGAGCCGGGAUCGCAGCCCUCGUAUAACUCCAUCAAUAAAGGCUGAGGUGUGGAGGAGGCAGAAAGAAAGAGAGAGAGAGAGAGAUGACGCUCUACCUCUGGCCCUCUCUUGGUCUUGAACCAGUGAUGAAAUACACAACCGGUGGGCUGAAUCUGAAUUCUUGUCUUAAUUUUUCUUUGCUAGUUUCCUCAUACAAAACAUCCUGACUAAUUGACAUGAGAGUUUUGAGAUUCAGCCUUUGAGAGAGGACUGCCAAACUAUUGUGUGGUUACUACACCACACAUAAAAGGAAAACAAAACCGCAACCUGCCUGGGCCAAAAAAACAGCUACUCCUUUUCUCCUUAAACUCUGGUCGAUGUCUUCACAGCCUUUGGAUGUCACAUGAAAGGGCUAGGACCAAAACCUUUUAAUACAUGGUUGUUUGUUUCAGAUCACUUAUGUCUUUUUUUUUCAUGUAUUUUUGUCACGCUGCUUUUUGUGUGUUUUUGUGUCAUAGGUUUGGGGGUGUUUAGUUCAGGUCCAAGAAUAAUAAUAAUAAUAUUAAAAACAUGCCAAACACAAUCUGUGGAUGCACUUGCCAUUUCACAAAUAACUUUCACACUUUGGCUACAGUUGUGUUUUAAAUUUAUGGUGUUUUUUUAUAUUUCACACAUGCACAGCAUGGCCAAAACACCAUCAAACCAUUUAGUUAUAUUUAUAACUUUGGAUAGCCCUUUGUUUUCAUUUUUGCAUUGCUUUAAUGAAACUUCACAAAUUUGGGAUAAUCACAAUUGCAUUGCUUUUAAAACUCCACUUUCUUAUAUAAAGGUGAGGAUUUGAAACUGUGGAAGAUGUUAACUUGAAUUUUUUUUUAUUAUUUAAUCAGACUCCGUGUAUGAAGGCAGUAGCUUUCCUGUCUCUGGGUCAGCCUUGAAAAGACUCCUCAGAACAAUGGCUGUCCUUCUUUAUGGUGCUGCCCCCUGGUGUUUAUGUGUAUAUAAUGCAACAUGUUACAACACUUCCAUAAACAGGAUUAAAGGGUUGGAGUAGAGGGAUUUAGAAAAAGAAAAAAGGAUUAAAAAGAUAGUAAAUAAAAAGUGUUUCAUUGUGGUGAUUGAGUGCAUGAUUUAUUUAAUUGGAAAACCAAACUUGUCAUAGAUGACCUGUUUUCUUGUCUGUGUUUCUGUCCAUUAAGAGAUCACAAACCUGAGAUGCACUUUAAUGUUCACAUCAGUUCUUUUACCAUCAGAGUUGUAGUUGAAUGAAUAUAUUAUAAAAUAAAUACAAAUAUAUCCUGAUACUGUAAAAUCAUUUCUUUGUUGUAUGUAUGUAUGUGUGUAUGUG